Molecule: messenger RNA, 1431 nt
Organism: Trifolium pratense (red clover)
Lineage: Eukaryota; Viridiplantae; Streptophyta; Magnoliopsida; Fabales; Fabaceae
Product: alpha-soluble NSF attachment protein 2
Exons: 9
Coding region: 298-1167 (289 amino acids)
Biological process (GO): SNARE complex disassembly; intracellular protein transport
Cellular component (GO): SNARE complex; vacuolar membrane
Molecular function (GO): syntaxin binding; soluble NSF attachment protein activity
Source: RefSeq, a predicted model, not a curated record
GGAGCCCAGCAUCUCUAAGCCCAAACACCAGUCCAACAACCGAGCGAGAAAAUAAACAACAAUUUCCAAAUAAAAAUAAAAUAAAAAUUAAAAAAAUUGACAAUUUUCUUUCACAGACCUUUUCCGUUUCGUUUGGUUUCUUCCUCUUUUUUCCUUUUCAGUUUUUGGGUUUAGACACGGUCUUCAUUCUUCAACAGAGAGUCUAAUAUCUCUUUUUCUUCUUUUAUGUUUCUUCUUCAUCUCGUUUUUCCUAAAACACAGUGAAUCGAUCCAUUGUUUUCUUCAAUUCCGACUGAAAUGGCCGAUCAGUUAGCGAGGGCAGAGGAUUUCGAGAAGAAAGCUGAGAAGAAGCUUAGCGGUUGGGGCUUAUUCGGUUCAAAAUUCGAAGAUGCUGCUGAUCUCUUCGAUAAAUCUGCAAAUUCAUUCAAACUCGCUAAAUCAUGGGACAAAGCAGGAUCAACCUACCUAAAGUUGGCGAAUUGUCAUUUGAAGUUGGAAAGCAAGCACGAGGCUGCACAGGCUUAUGUUGAUGCUGCACAUUGCUAUAAAAAGACUAAUAUAAGUGAGGCUGUUACCUGUUUAGACCAUGCUGUGAAUCUUUUAUGUGAUAUUGGUCGACUCUCUAUGGCUGCUAGAUAUUUGAAGGAAAUUGCAGAAUUGUAUGAGUCUGAACAAAAUAUUGAGCAGGCUGUUGUUUACUAUGAAAAAUCAGCUGAUUUUUAUCAAAAUGAAGAGGUGACAACUUCUGCAAACCAGUGCAAGCAGAAAGUGGCCCAAUUCGCUGCUCAGCUGGAACAAUAUCAGAAGUCUAUUGAUAUUUAUGAAGAGAUUGCACGCCAAUCUCUAAACAAUAAUCUGCUGAAAUAUGGAGUUAAAGGCCAUCUUCUUAAUGCUGGCAUUUGCCAACUCUGCAAAGGGGAUGUUGUUGCCAUAAACAAUGCAUUGGACAAAUAUCAGGAAUUAGAUCCAACAUUUUCAGGAACUCGUGAAUAUAAAUUGUUGGCGGAUGUUGCUGCUGCAGUUGAUGAAGAAGAUGUUGUAAAGUUUACUGAUGUUGUCAAGGAUUUUGAUAGCAUGACCCCUCUGGAUUCUUGGAAGACAACACUUCUUUUGAGGGUGAAAGAAAAGCUGAAAGCCAAAGAACUUGAGGAGGAUGAUCUCACAUAAACUGUAAUCCACAUUCUGUUGGUUGGACAUAAUAUUUGAUGAUUUACUUUUGUUCUAUGCCUGUCUGUCAUGUUGUUAUGCCCUAUACAUGUAUUUUAGAGUGUACUUGCUUUGGUUUCAAUUGAAUCAGUUGGACUGAAUUCAACGAGGUUUCUUUGAGUAUGAGUGAAACUACUAUGAUUUAUUGUUUACACAUUUUCAUGCGAACCUCAGUGUAAUGCUAUAUAAGUAGAGAACGUGGUUGGACAUAAAAAAGUUGUCAAA